Brachypodium distachyon (stiff brome) is the source of this 2429-nucleotide messenger RNA. RefSeq lists its product as uncharacterized. The transcript is spliced from 3 exons. Gene Ontology annotation, molecular function: protein binding. Lineage: Eukaryota; Viridiplantae; Streptophyta; Magnoliopsida; Poales; Poaceae. The coding region runs from base 1 to 2322 and encodes 773 amino acids. The record is from RefSeq and is a predicted model, not a curated record.
AUGGCCGCCGCGCUCCAUGGCGAGCUCCUCCUCGACAUCUUCUCGCGGCUCCCGGACCCCAUCGAUCUCCUCCGCUGCGCCGCCACCUGCGGGCCCUGGUUCCGGGUCAUCCUCGCCGCCAUCGCCGCCGGCCACCUUAACCUCCCCCAGCUCCACCGCUCCUCCUUCGUCCUCGGCGCCUUCUACCAGAUCGCCGCCGUCGUAUCCGCCGCCAACGCGCCCGGCAAUAAACCACCAUGCCCACCGCGCCCCGCCAUGCCCCUGGCCUCGCGGCGCGGGCUUAUCCUCUCCCGAGUCGUCAUGCCCACGCCGCUAGACCGCCGGAAGCUCCACCUCGCCGUCUCCCACCCUCUCCUCGCCGGCCGCACGCGGCUCCUCCCGCUGCCUCCGUUGGACCUCGACCUCACCGGCUACGCGCUGCUGCCCGAUGUCGAUGAUCCGGGGGCGUUCAGAGUGCUCAUCACCGCCAUCGUAGUCUCCGACUCCGGCGACCACAACCUCAUGCACGCCGCCUAUUGCUACUACUCCGGCACGGGCCUCUGGAGCGCGCCCACCGAGUGCCCAUCCGUCGAACACCUGGCCAUGUCCGGGCCGCGCGCCGGCACCGUGGACGCGCACGGCACGGCGCACUGGCUCUACCGCGACAGCAACUCGUCCUUGUACACCCUCGCCGUUGCCGGCGACGCGACACAAGCAGCCCUAACGAAGCUCCCCAUCAUCCUCCACGCCGUCCAACGCAACCGGUUAAUCCAGCUCCAUCUGCAGCCAUUAUUCCCCUGCCUCACAGGAGCCGGCGAGCUCGCGCUGGUCCACAACAGGCGGCCGGACGCCGCUGACGGCAAGCUGGAUCUCUGGAUUAAUAAGGGCGCCGGCGAUCAUGGCGGGAGCACCUGGGUGCGGCGGCCGGAGGAGCUGGCAAAGUACAAAGCGGCUCCAUUGGAGUUGCUGAAGGUGGUCGGGUUCGCGGAGAGCGCGGGAAAGCUGCUGGUGUGCAGCGUGGGGAUGCUGUCGUGGCUCGAUGUCGAGAGCGGGAAGACGGAGAUGGUCCCCAAGAUCGAUCAAAUGGCCGCCGCCGCCACCGCUGCCGCGCUCCAUGACGAGCUCCUCCUGGAUAUCUUCUCGCGGCUCCCGGACCCCAUCGACGUCCUCCGCUGCGCCGCCACCUGCGCACCCUGUUUCCGCGUCGUCCUAGCCGCCACCGCCGCCGGCAACCUCAACCUCCCUCAGCCCCACCGCUCCUCCUUCAUCGCCGGCGUCUUCUACCCAGCCGAACCCCCUGGCCUCGCGCCGCCCUCUUUCUCCUGCUUCCUCCCCAACUCCGAUGGGCUCCUCCUCUUCAACGGCAACGGCAAGCCCCUGGCCUCGCGGCGCGGGCUGCUCCUGUCCCGCCUGACGCCGACGCCGCUCGACCAGCGGAAGCUCCACCUCGCCGUCUCCCACCCCCUCCUCUCCGGGCGCGGCCGCGCGCGCCUCCUCCCGUCGCCUCCCUUCGACCUCGACCCGGCGCUCCACCGCGACCUCACCGGCUACGCGCUGCUGCUGCCCGUGACCGGCGCCGGCUUCGGCUUCUUCAGGGUGCUCAUCACCGCCGUCGUCUUCGGCUCCGGCGACCACCACCGACUCGUGCACCGCGCCUACUCCUACUCCUCCGCCACGGGCCAAUGGAACGCGCCCGUCGACUGCCCGUCCGUCGAACACCUCGCCAUGUCCGGACCGCGCGCCGGCGCCGUGGACGACGCGCGCGGCAAGGUGCACUGGCUCUACCGCAACGCCUCGUCCUUCUACGUCCUCUCCGUCACCGGCGACGCGACGCGCGCGGCGCUAACCAAGAUCCCCAUGAUCCAGGUCGGCAGCCACUUCCAGCUCUACCAGCAGACAUUGUUCCCAUGCCUCACCGGACGCGGCGAACUCGCGUUGCUCCACAGCUACAGGCGGCGCGAACGCGGCGCGGUAGAUCUCUGGGUGAAGAAGAAGGCCGCCGAUGAUCAUGGCGGAAGCAGCAGCUGGGUGCGGUCGGAGAUGCCGAAUUACCGAGCGGCGGCGCCGUUGGAGCCGUUGAAGGUGUUGGGGUUCGCGGAGAGCGCGGGCAAGCUGCUGGUGUGCGGCGUGGAGACAAGGACCUUGUGGUGGCUUGAUGUCGAGAGCGGGGAGACGGAGGAGGAGCCGGUGAGCCAUGAGUGCUACUAUCCGCCAGACGCCUGUGGGAAGAGCUCGGGGAGCUGCCAAGGCUAUGAUAGCUGCAGCGAGUGCAGGUAUAAUUCCCGUGUGAUUUACGAGCUGCAUUGGCCCUCCUUCCUUCGCCACAUCUCAGCUUGGAGCUAGAGCCUGUAUUAUCGAGAUACAGUGAGACGAUCUUCUAGGCGUGUAAAUCAACUGCUAUUCCCUAGUAGUCUGAAGUCUGAACCUUGUGUUUCUGCCGUCAGUUAAAU